This is a messenger RNA of Podarcis raffonei (Aeolian wall lizard), 2216 nucleotides long. Its product is annotated as E3 ubiquitin-protein ligase TRIM7-like. The transcript has 10 exons. The record is from RefSeq and is a predicted model, not a curated record. The coding region runs from base 37 to 1860 and encodes 607 amino acids. Gene Ontology annotation, molecular function: protein binding; zinc ion binding. Lineage: Eukaryota; Metazoa; Chordata; Lepidosauria; Squamata; Lacertidae.
CUUUUCAAAAACUAUGAGUCACCCAGAGGGAGGGAAAUGCCCACCCUGUGGUUUGAAACUAGAGAAAUAAAACUAAGCCUUUUACUCCCUUUUCAGGCAGACGAAAUGGCAGACGAGGGUCCAGUCCAGAACCUCUGCGAGGAAACAACAUGCCGCAUCUGCCAGGAGUAUUUCACAGAUCGAGUGAUCAUAGACUGCGGCCACAUUUUCUGCCAAAGCUGCAUCACCAAGACUUGGGGAAACUCGGACCAAGAUGCUUCUUGCCCUCAGUGCAGGGAACCUUGUCAGCAAAGGAAUGUCAGGCCCAACCGGCAACUGGCGAGCAUUGUGGAAAUAGUCAAGAAAUUCAGCCUUCAGAUGGCAAAAGGGGCAGAAGCGCUGGGAAGGGUUUGCGAGAGACACCAGGAGCCCCUGAAGCUCUUCUGCGAAGACGACCAAGACCCCAUCUGUGUGGUGUGUGACAAAUCCAAGGAGCACAGGGACCACAAAGUGAUCCCGAAGGAGGAGGCCUUUGAGGAGUAUCAGGGUAAAAUUCUGCGUCAUUUGGAGUUCCUGAACAAACAGAGAGAAGAAAUUCUGUCUUCUAAACUGAACGGGGAGACCGAAAGUCAGAAUCUGCUGAAGCAGACAGACAUGGAGAGGCAGAAAAUCAUGGCUGAUUUCAAGCAGUCACACCAGUUUCUGGAAGAACAAGAGCGCCUCCUGCUGGCUCAACUGAAGGAACUGGACGAUGAGAUUAAAUCCUGUGGGGACCAACAUAUUGCAAAACUCUCUGAGGAAAUGUCUUCUAUUGACGACCUUAUUAAGGAGCUGGAGGAGAAGCAGAAACAGCCAGCGACUGAAUUCUUGCAGAAUAUGAGAAGCAUCAUGGAAAGGUGUAAUGAAAAUGAAAAUAAAAAUAAAACCAUGAAUGCAAUAGUUUUUCCUCCUGGAUUAAAAGAGCAAAUAGAUAAAUUCUCUAAAAUGCAUCCUUUUUUGGAGAAGACGACCAAGAAAUUCAAAGAGUCCCUGGAAGAAGUACAGAAUAAGGCUGACUCGUUGCUACUCUCCUCAAGGACAGAGAGCAUGCAACAAGAUGAUGAGAGAAGUUGCUCAAGAAAACUCCAGAGGGUAUCAUCAGGGGAUUCCUUCCAGCCCUCCUUGAGGUCAGCAAGCAUGAAGGAAGGGGACGCCAGGACAGGGAGGCAGGGGAGCAGCUUGGGAGCACUCCGGAGAGUGUCAUCAGUUGGCUCUGUCAUGCCCUCCUCAACACCAGAGAGCAUACAACAAGGUGAAAUGUGCAUCAUGAGGGAGAAGAGCAACUCGGGAAGACUUGGGAAGAUAGAAUCAGUGAAGAUAGUUUUGGAUCCAGAAACAGCAAAUCACUACCUCAUUCUCUCUGAAGAUGGGAAGAGUGUGAGAUGUGGAGGGGAAAGGCAAAAUCUGCCCGACAGCCCAAAGAGAUUCGAUCCCAAGACCUAUGUGCUGGGCAGCGAGAGAUUCCGUGCAGUAAGAAAAUGGUGGGAAGUGGAAGUUGGGGGAGAGAAAAAUGCCACGUGGGCCGUGGGGGUGGCACGCGAGUCGACCCCGAGGAAGGGACAGGUCAGCCUUCAACCCAGUGUAGGAAUCUGGGCUGUGGGAAAAGCCAUAGUUGGCUCAUUGUAUGGACUUUGGGCUUUUACUGCCCCUGAGCGGACGCCUUUGCUCUUAAAUCACGAGCUCAGGAAGAUCCGGGUGACCCUGGACUAUGAAAGGGGUUCUGUGGGAUUUUUUGAUGUCGAAGGAGAUGUCUUGAUCUUCACUUUCCCGAACGCGUCCUUCUUUGGGGAGGAAAUCCGGCCCUUUUUCUUGGUCGGGCAAGGAGCUGAACUGAGCUGCUGAAUCUCCUCACAGCCCCCUCCCCAAUCACCCCCAAUGCCCCGAAAAAGAGGAGUUGUUUUUGCACUUCCCGUGCAGCUGCAUGAGAUUGGCAUGUGGGAAAAACAGUGCUUUUAACAAUGGUCUGGCAGGCAGAAAUCCAACAGGCUAAGCCUCUUCUAGUAUGAAAAUACAGUUAAGGGAAAAGCUUCAUCACGACUGUAUUCCCUCUCAUAUUGUAUUAUGGCAGCCAUGUUUUGUUAUGGUCCUGUGGCAGCCAUUUUGUUACUGGUACCGACAGCACUCCCUCAAAACUUGAAAUGUGCCCUCGUCCAAAAUAAGUGGGCACCCGCUGGUCUACAAUAUCAAUUCUGUACUGU